GGGCCGAGGAGCGUGAAGGAUUAUAUUACUGAAUACAAGAUGACCGCCCUCGGCUUCUUGAGAUACCAUGUGUAUGGUGAUAAGGAGGAUGACAUCCAACUCUGGCCGAGGAUGACCACCACCUUCGAAGAGGCCGACGGCCCGGACUUGGGCAUUCCUGCUGAGGCCGAUGGUAUUAUUUCUUCGGCUUUCUGUCUUUAUGAUUUGUUCUUUUGCCCUGCUAAUCUGUUGUUUUUCCUUUGUGUAGAUUUUGUCAUGGACCAUCGCUCCAUCAUGGCUAUAGCAAAGGCCAAGGCGGCCGAGGAGUUGGCCGCAGAGGCGGCCGAGACGGCCAGACGUGCCGCGGCCGAGGGAGGUGGGGCUACUGCUGGUGCGGCCCCAAAGCCUGCCCAGUCCAAGAAGAAGAGGCCGGCCACUGACGGCCAGAAGAAGUUGACUGAGGCCGGCCUGAACGUUGCCAAGAAGACAAAGAGGGCAUCGUCUCCUUCCCCUGCUACCGAGGCCGGUACUCUGACUGUCCCAAGUGUGGACGAUAGUGGUCCCCUCGUGGACCUUACUGCUGCUCCAAGCGAUGCCGCCCAAUCGCUCCCUAUCGUCCAGGAGCCACGGACGAAGAGGGCUGGCAAGGAGAUCGCCGCUGCCACCUACCAGAAGGUGUGGAAUACCCCGUCGGCGGGGGUGUGUUUGACGAUGCUGUCCUCGGCCACGAUGUGCUGGCCCAGGCCAUGCCGGCCAAAGAUCGGGCUUACCUUAAGAAGCUCGGGGACGUGAAGGUGUACGAGGGCGGGAUGGACCUCCUCGUCCAAAGUGUCUUUAUGCUCAU
Molecule: messenger RNA, 823 nt
Organism: Cuscuta europaea
Lineage: Eukaryota; Viridiplantae; Streptophyta; Magnoliopsida; Solanales; Convolvulaceae
Source: the annotation of a GenBank genome assembly